This is a messenger RNA of Diospyros lotus (date-plum), 6256 nucleotides long. RefSeq lists its product as uncharacterized. The coding region runs from base 585 to 5906 and encodes 1773 amino acids. The transcript has 11 exons. The record is from RefSeq and is a predicted model, not a curated record. NCBI's taxonomy places the organism in Eukaryota, Viridiplantae, Streptophyta, Magnoliopsida, Ericales, Ebenaceae.
UUAUCUCUGUCUGCAACAACACCUUAUUUUCUCUCUCCUCUUCUCCUUCUAUUUCCCCCUCUCACAAAGCUCUUGAGACCUCCAUUGCUUCCCCGAUUCGAACCCUAUUAAUCGCCAACAAGGUGGUCUGUUGGAGGAUUGGGUUUCGUGCUUCAUUGGUGGAGACGGAGACCUCUCUACAUCUGUGCUUUGAUCGGAUAUUGAGGAAUCUACAGAGUCCAAUUUGUGCUAUCUUGGUGAUUUGCACUUGGCAUUGGAGGCAAUGAACUGUCUAUCACUUCAAUGUUCCUGAAUCUUCAUUGACUUAUUUGUCCCUGGUUCCCUGUUAGUGCGCAGUAUCAUAUAAGAUGAGGAAAUAAAUUGAGGCAGGACGUGUUCUGGAAGUUAGGAAUUUGGUUGCUGGAGUGAAUAAUCAGACAGAAGUUUGGUUCCAUGAAUGUUCUAGUGAUAUUGAAUUAAAUAUGGUUGGAUGCUCAUGUUGUUGGAUCUCCAAUAGGAGUGAUGAAGUUCUGACUUUGUUCAUCUGCUAAGUUGUUCUAGAAACUAAAAAUUUUUGGCUGCCAAAAUUGUGGAUUGAAUUAUCUAUGCCUGGCAACGAAGUUGGAGACAGGGUUCACAAUUUCUUUGCUCAAGAGAACUUGUCCCAGGGACAGCAAGACUCACAGGUUGACGGAACUUGGCCAGUGCUAGGUAACAAUCUGUGGCCUGGAAGUCAGAGACAUAUUGGCUUACCAAAUUCGGUUUUAAAAAAUUAUAAUCUGCAGCAAUCAGACACAGACAAAGGACAUAGCAUCCAGACAUUUCCAGUACCACAUGGCUUGAACCCUACACAACCUAGAGUGGGUCCUGAAUUUGCCAAAAGUCAUCCUCAAAACCAACAGCCAAUUUUAAAUGGAUAUAUGCACAGGCACCAGAUUUUGCAGACAAGAGAGAGUGAAGCAAAUUUUUUGGGAGUGGAUACAGAAUCUGAUCACUGUAAUAGAUCAAGAGGCUUAUCUAUCUAUGGGUUGCAGCAAGAGACUAGCCCUCAAAAUUAUACUUCUUCAGUUAGGUCAGAAUCAUCUGAAGUGCCUGUUAGUUUUAAUCUUUUUGGUAGUCAACAAAUGAGUGGCCAGCUAACAGGCGUGCUGCAAACCUUUCCACCGCAGCAGUCUGGCGUCAAUGACAUGCAGCUACUGCAGCAGCAGGCCAUGUUGCGGAAGCUUCAGAGGCAGCAACAGAUUCAGCAAAUAGAAGGACAACAACAGAAUAAAACAAAUCAGAUCCCUACUAUUAUAAAACAGGUGUCUGGCACCAAUUCAUCUGUCCUAACUAAUAGCACUCCUAUCUCCCUCUUUACCGCAGCAUCAGACUAUCGUUGGGCAACUGAGCCCCUGGCUGGUAGCACAAACUGGUUGCAGCAUGCUAAUCCAGCUAUUGAGGGAUCCUCUAAUGGAUUUAGGUUUCCUCCUGAGCAAGGCCAGACACUGAGCUUAAUGGGUUUGGUUCCCCAACAGGUUGACCAAGCUCUGUAUGGGGUUCCUGUUUCUAGUAGAAGGGGUACUCCGCUCCAUCAUUCUCAUAUCCUACCAGAUAAGCUUCAAAUGCAGCAAAUGACCUCCCCAGGUAAUCAAUGUACUGGAUUCCAAGAUCAGGUUCACAUGCAGGAUGAAUCUCUGGUUUCUGGACAGAAUUCUUUUCAGGAGGAAGUAAACACUGAUCGUCUCGAUAGUGGGAUGAAUUUAGAAAAAUUCCAGGAAGCGAGGUCUGGGCAAAGAAAUGCCCCUGCCCAGGAGGUCCAUGAGAGGCAGGAAUUAGCUGGUCCAUCUGAAAUGUUGCCUGAAAAAAUAACAUCCCAUGGUUCUUCACAGAAUGUGGUUUCCCUAGACCCAACUGAGGAGAGGAUAUUAUUUGGGGAUGAUAAUAUAUGGGAUGCCUUUGGCAGUGAUGCGAACAUGGGAGGAGGGUAUAAUCGAUUGUAUAGUAAAGGAUUUUUGAAUGGAUUUCCUUCCCUACAAAGUGGGAGUUGGAGUGCUCUUAUGCAGUCUGCCGUGGCAGAAACAUCUAGCAAUGACUUAGGGCUUCAAGAAGAUUGGAAUGGUGUGAGUUUUCAGAAUACUCCAAUUCCUGCAGGAAGUCACCAGACUUCAGCAUAUGCAAACAAAACAAAACAACAAAAGGUUUUGGCUGAAAACAGCUCACAGAUUGCGUCGUCAUCAAGUUCUGGACCAGUUCCCCUCUCGGAUGAUGCCAACAUGAACAAAAAUCAUCCUGCUGUCCGAAGAAUGUGGCAAUCUGGACGGAAAUAUUCAUAUGGGAAUGGUGAGAUGCAGCAGACAGAUUUUACGGGUCCAGAUAUUCAUCAGUCUUCCCAAGAAGGAAUCAACUGGUUAAGUCAUCGUCCUUUACAAAAGCCACUUGCAGAGGGGAGUCAAGUUUAUGGUAAUGCUGCAUAUUCUUCACAUACAGAAAGGAAUGAGAAGAACAUUUUGGGGAUGUGGGUCCCUCAACGGAGUGGUUCUUCCUUUAACUCUAGCCAGCCUGACAAUAGAACUGAUAGUGGCAAUGUUGACAAGUCUGCAUCACCUGCUGGGGGUGCAACCUUGAAAGUUAAUGGCAACGAGGACAAAUUGCAGCAGUUGCACAGGAAGGACCACAAUAUCUGUGAGGACAUGAGUCAUGGCAUUCGUUUGUGGAAGGCUGAUUCUGGUCCAAAUGUAUCUGUUAGAUUGGAACAUAUAAACUCUUCUGUAGGAAGUCCACAGGUAAACAACGAGGACCGUAGUUUGAAUAAUAUUGGAGAGGUUCCAAAUUCUAGCACUAGAAGUGCCAUGCUGGAAAAUGCCAGCCUACUGCUCUCCAAUAGUCAUCACUUUAAUUACUGGCAACAUGCUAAUUCUUUAAUGAAAAAUAAAGGAGGUGAAAACUUAGGGAACUCCCAGCAUCAUCAGAACAAUCUGCCGGUUUUGGAGUCGUCCAUGAACAUUCCUGACAAGGAUGCAGUUAAAUUGCAUGAGGCAGACAAGUGUGAUAGAAAAGAGAACUCCAGUGAUAGCCAUGGCUCUAACUUAUCCCAGCACCCUAUUGGUGGUUCAAGGGACAAUGGUGGGUCCGAUGCAAGUGAUCCACAGAAUUUUCCUGGAGGCAGGCAGAAGUUAUUUGGUCAAGCUGGCCAGAAAACUACUGGUGCUCGCAAAUUUCAGUAUCAUCCAAUGGGGAACUUGGAGGAGGAAGUUGAACCUUCCUAUGGAAUGAAGCAUACUGCCCAUUCACAGGUCAUCUUGCAAGCGAUCCCACAAGCAUCAUAUACUCAGAAUCAGGGAUAUUUUGGGCAGUCCAAAAUUUCUGGUCAAUUUCCUAAAACUUCCAGUGAGAUGGAAAAGGAGCAUUCACAUUAUCUUCAAGGAACCAGAAAAGGCGAAGCGGAGGUACCUUCCACAGUCAGUCACUCAGGUUUUGCACCCAGAACAUCUGUGCCCUUUGACAGAUCAGUUAGCAUAUAUGCAACAAAUAAGUCUGCUCAUUCAAGAAAAAAUAUGCUUGAGCUCCUUCACAAAGUGGACCAAUCCAAUGAAGGUGGCGAUUAUGAUGGAUCUGUUGAUCACCCUCAGCAAAAUCAGUCUUCUGUCUCACAAGGUUUUGGUUUACAACUUGCACCUCCAUCACAACACCUGCCUGUCCAAAACCAUUUAUUGGCUUCUCAGAAGUCCACACAGACAGACAGUUCUUCCAGUUUGAGGCAUGCAACUCCUGAGUUAAGAGACCAGGGUCAUGCAUGGUUGGGUUCCGCAGUUCAGGGACAGUCUUUGAAGCCUUCACGUGGAACAUCUCAAGGAAAACUCAAGACUAAUAAGAUCGGUAUGACAGGCCAAACUGACAAUGAAGCCUCACAGUGUAAUAUGCCCGGAAACCUAUCCUCAACAUCAACUGCUGGUUUUCGCAACUCAAGAAGUAAGUUUCAGAGUCAACAAAUGAUUGGUCCAGGUGGAAAAGUUCCAAUAAACCAACCCACAAAAGUAUCUUUUGAUAGGAAUUUCUCCAAUUUUCAGCAGACUGAUGAAUAUAUCAAUAGACCUCUUACAAGUCAAUCUAUGCCAGAAGCCUCUGGUGAUAAACACAUUUCAUCUGGUGAGGCAUCGCCGUCCAGUGAUACCAAUUAUUCUAUUGAAAGAGCCUCGACCACACUAAUUUCGGGGCAGGCUUUGCCAUCGUCUCAGCCUUUUGUUGCAUCUGGCAUCUCUCAAAAGGGUGCUUUCCUGAAAAUGAUGCCUAAUGCAUGGGCUACUAAUCCUAGUCAUCAACAUCUAAGAGCCCAACCUUACAAGCUAAAUGAUAAUUUGGGGUCAACCUCAUCAACUUCACAGGAUAAUGCGCUUGAAGAAGGUAAAGGUCUGUCUGAGGUCGGUGCAAAUUCAAGGGAAUCACAAGAACCAGAAAAGGGAAGCUUCCAUCAGCCAGUUUCUUCAGGGAACACUGACUUGGCUGAAAAGAUGAGUGCAUCCCAGGGGAAGGAAUCUAUUAUCAAGAAUCAGGCCAAGGCUUCUUCUUGUUCUGCUUCAACUCAGAGAGAGAUUGAAGCCUUUGGUCGUUCCUUAAAACCAAAUAAUCUUUUGCAUGAAAAUUACUCCUUAUUGCAUCAAAUUCAGGUGAUGAAGAGUACAAAGAUUAAUUCGAGUAAUAUGAUUUUGAAGAGAUCGGCAGGGGCAGAUGGUGGUCUGGGAAGUGAGAUGGCUCCAACAGCUGGGCAGUCAGGGCCAUCGGAUAAUUUGGAAAGAAAACCAUCUUUUCAACUUGGCAAUGUACCUUCUCAGGACGUGCCUGCUUUUAUUCGGACAGAUUCUGAGACUCAUAGCAACAGUACAGCUUCCAUCAGAGUUGAACAAUCCCAGAUUGGUCCCCAGAUGGCACCUUCCUGGUUUAAUAAGUUUGGAUCCUCUAAAAAUGGGCAGAUGCUGCCUAUGUAUGGCACACACAAAAAUUUAACUGCAGAGACAUUGGAACAACCAUUUACACUUGCAAAGUCUACUGACAGUUUUUGUGCUCAUGGUCCUUUGGAGCAAGUAGAUGCUGCUGCUGAUUCAAGUGAGGUGGGCAACAUCUGGAAGAGGCCAACUGUUACAUCUAUGCCAGUUGAACAUGUCUCUUCUUCACUGUCACCAGCCCAGAAUAUUGGUGCUCAAUAUUUGGUUGCUGUGAGACCAAAGAAGAGGAAGACUGCCACAUCAGAGCUUCUUCCUUGGCAUAAAGAGGUGACACCAGGUUCUCGAAGUCUUCUGACUAUGAGCAUGGCAGAAAUUAACUGGGUCAAAGCUGCUACAAACCGGCUAGCUGACAAGGUGGAAGAUGAGGCUGAUAUUACUGAAGACGGACCAACCAUGCUUAGAACUAAGAGGCGGCUUAUCUUGACAACACAGCUGAUGCAGCAAUUAUUUCCACCUCCCCUGGGAGCUGUUCUCUCUGCGGAUGCUGGUUCAAACUAUGAGACUCUAACUUACAUGGUUGCUAGGCUGGCACUUGGGGAUGCUUGCAGCUCAAUUCCUUUCUCAGAAAGUGAUUCCCAUGUGCCUCUUGACAGCAGAAACCUCUUGUCUGAUAAGUGUAGAACAUCUGAAACAAAUGGCAACCAGCAUCUCUCCAAAGCUGUGGAAGGCUUCACUCGUAGAGCAAGGGAGCUAGAAAACGAUUUUAUGAGGUUGGAUAAGAGAGCCUCAGUCUUAGACUUAAGAAUGGAAUGCCAAGAUGUAGAAAACUUCUCUCUUGUCAAUCGUUUUGCUAGGUACUAUGGUCGGGGCCAAGCUGAUCGGACCGAGACCUCGUCAUCCUCUGCUGCAGGUCCAAACGCUCAGAGACUCCCCCCUGAGCGAUACGUCACUGCAUUCCCAGUGCCCAGAAUCCUCCCUGACAGGGUACAGUGUCUUUCCCUUUGAUCAUUAAUUUAUUUAUUUGUCCUCUCUUUUCCUCUUCUCUACCUUCUUGCAUCCCUGCGCUCUUAUGAUUCAAUUUCUUGCUAGCUAGCUAUAUAUAUGUAUGUAUAUAUGCUGGCACUUUGACCAAUCCUCCUAGAAUGGAUGCUAGGUUCUCCCUUACAAAGAAGAAAUGAGGGCAUUUAAUGUUUUAUAAAUUCUUUUCCCACCCAGUCCAUUCGUGAUGCCAUAUAUAUAUAUAUAUUGUCAUUCUUGGGAAAUAUUAGUUCUAGUCUUUUGUACAUUUAUGUGGAAAUUAAAAGGCUUUCUACAAUGGCCAUUUUUGCAGCAAAUGGGCAAAAGUUUAGGUGCAA